UUUGUACGCUUUCCAUUUCUUGUUUUCGUUGUUAAAAACAUGGAUGUGAGUCAGAAAAUCGAUGCUGUUGUUUGCCUAAAUAUCCAGAGAUGUAACCUGAGCUCCUGGAAACACUGAAGCGGAACUUUAGUUGAUAUAUAUCCGCUGGUUUUCUGUUUUAGAAAUUGGGCUGAUUUUCUUCUUUUUCCAGGCGGAGAUCCUCCAGCUGCUUUUGUCUCCAAGCGGCUGUUUUUGUUUUUACAGCCAUGGACAUGUACGGAUACAGCGGCGUGUUUCUGGUGAAGAGGUUCCUGGAUGAUCCUCCGUUUGAAGUGAUCAACAUGACCGACAUCAACAAGGCGAACCCUCACGGCUGCGAUAACGGAGCUCUGACCGACCGGUUCGGCGUCCUGAUCCAGGGGCUGCUGGCCAUCGUCGCCUUCAGCACGCUGAUGUUGAAGAGAUUCCGGGAACCUGUAGGGAUCAGACGGCCGUGGAGGAUCUGGUUUUUUGACACGUCCAAACAGGCCAUCGGUGCUCUUUUCAUCCACUUUGCCAACGUCUUCCUGUCCACUCUCACCAAAGAGGACCCAUGUUCCCUGUAUCUGAUGAACUUCCUCCUGGACGCCACGCUGGGGAUGCUGGUCAUCUGGCUCGCUGUCAAACUGGUGUCCAAGCUGGUGGAGCACAAGCAGUGGACGCUGCUCAUGUUUGGAGAAUACGGUGACCCUCCUCAGGCAGCAGCUUGGCUCGGUCAGUGUGGAGUCUACCUGCUCAUCAUGGUGCUGGAGAAAGGAGUGAUCAGCCUGGUGCUGCUCGUCCCCGGAUGGUCCAAAUUGCAGGAGGUGUUGCUAAGCUACAUCGCUAACCCUCAGCUGGAGCUGGUGCUGGUCAUGCUCAUCGUGCCCUUCAUCGUCAACUCCAUCAUGUUCUGGGUGGUCGACAGCCUGACGAUGAGGAAGUACAAGACGAUGAAGAGCCUGGACGACUCCUGCGACAGCUCGGUGAAGAAGGCCGACUCUCUGCCAUGGGUCAACAGCGAGGAGUCGCGGGUCCUGUUGUCAGUGGAGACCGACACCGAGGAGGCCUCAGAGGGGGAGGAGGAUCCAGGCGAUGCAGGACCGGUCCCCCAUGUGCAGUACUCAGGUGGACCUCUGAGGCCGAGCUGGGUGAUGGUCUGAGCCCAGGUGACCUCCUUCCUACUCCUCCGUCCACCCUCUCAGCACACAAAGCACUCCCACAAACCUAAAUAAAAACAACCCUGCAUCCUUAUCUCCACAAUUAUAAAGGUCUAAAUACCAGCUUCUCCGCAAGCAAAGGCACAAUUAAAGGUCAUAGAACCUGCGAAUGUGAACACUCCAGCCUCAGCUGCCUUCUUCCGCAUCGAAGGUUCGAAUAUUUACAAGUGGAGCUCUGCUCAGUGUAUGCAUGCACUUCAAAUAGCAUUUUGGGAAUCCGAAGGUCUUUAUCUUGUCACCUUGUUGCCUCCGUUUGAACAUCAGAGUAACCACAACUGAGCAAAACGUGUGAUGAGAGAUCCUUAAGGAGCGCUGAUCUACGGGUGGUGAUGACAGAAAUGUAAUAAAUCCGUCUUGUCUCCACACUGGGGACUUUUGGGAAUGACGUUGCUCUAAAAAGAGUCAUUUAUAGCGUAUCUUAUUCCAAAGAGGAGCGAGACAGUAAAAGUAUACACUAUAUAAAGCAUAUAAAUGCUCUGUCAGAUAUAAUCACUGCGAAUCCACCUUUGUAAUUAAGGUGAAAUUAUAGUCAUUCCUGCACGUUCUCCCUCUGAAUGCUCACUUUAAGGUAGAGGGAUGAUCAGUUUGUUUUUUUGUUUUUUUUAAACCGCACCUAUGUUGAUGUUUUGGAUGUCGUGGCCUCACCAGACGAAUCUAAUGCAACUAAAAAGAUAAAAAUUUAGUUUUGUGCACGAGGUUGCAUUUUAAAAAAACAUUUAUGGACUGUCAUGGCUGAGAAGAAGCGGACCACUCUUUGUUUCUGAAUUGACAGUGUGCAGUAUUAGAGCCUCUGUUAGGGGAUAAAUGCUGGGUUGUAAGAGAAAUGUUGGAAAAUUUUGAGGGAAAAGUGCCAAUUUUACAGGACAAUGAAGUUUUUAUUUUUUAAAAUCAUAGUAUUUUCAGAAAAUAUAAUCCAAGAAACAAAUUAGUUGCACUUAGCUGAUUUUUGGGAGCACACAGCAGUGAAAUAUAUAUCACUCUCAUCAUAUGUACAGCAAAUCUGAAGCUACAGCUAACAGCCAGGAAGCUUAGCGUAGCAUUAAGAUGAGUAAUUAGCAUUUAGAUGAGCAUAGCUUAGCAUUUAAAUUAAUAUUAUUAAUGAAAGUUAUAUUUUCAGAAAAUAAAGACCAUGGGACAAAUACAGCUGUGCUGAACUAACUUUUGGAAACACUUUUGCUUUCUUAGCUUAGGAUUAAGAUGAGUGUAGCUUAGCAUGAAGAUAAUUAUUCAAAACAAUAAAGUUAUCAUUAAUAAAAGUAAAGAUAUUUUCAGAAAAUGAAGUCGAAGCGACAAAUGUGCUUUGUAUUGGAUUUUUGGAAACAUGCUUUUGCUUUUUUAGUAAUAAAGCAAAAAGACUAAUAUGACUUUUGUAAUCAGAUGGUUUGAAGCUACAGCUAACAACCAGUUAGCUUAGUGUAAGACUAAGAUGAGCAGCCCCAAUUUUACAGAACAAUGAAGGUAUUAUUAAUUAAUGAAAGUUAAAUUUUCAGAAAAUAAAGUCCAAGAGUCAAAUGAGGUUGUAUUUAAUAAUUUAAAAAAAAUAUAUAUAUAUAUAUAUUUUUGGGGGUUUUUUUUGUCAAGAAAGCAAAACGAUAAAAACCCAUCUUAUUAUCUGUAUUAUGCUGCAGCUAGCACCCAGUGAGCUUAGUAUUAAAAUGAGCGUGAAAGCUUGCUCGCGUUGCUAAAACUCCAGGUGUAGAAAUUAAAUGUUGUUCUUGGUGCUUUUUUGGUGAUAAUGUUAGUUUUCUGAAUUUUAUGAUAUCUCGAGUUUGAUUACAAGCUGCAUCUAUCAUUUGCUCUCCUUUGGCACUUUAAAAAUAAAGCCAAAAAUGUCCAGAAAUACACCCUUAAAAGAAGACAAUCAAAAUUUCUCAACAGUAUGAUUUCUUGCCAACAUAUCGCUUCUCAAACUAGUUUUUCUCCUAAAAGAUGCUCUAAUUCUGGGACACUACAGCAGCUGUGCGUUACACUUUUGCAAAUAAUGGCACAUUUAUUUAUUCUGUUUAUAUUUUAUAUAUAUAUAUACUUGACUUUAAAUAUUGUGGUCCAGUCUGUGGUAUAUGUGUUGGAAUAGAUGGUUUUGUGAGUACAGUCUGAGAAUCUUGAGUUUUUUGUUUAGUUGCCAAAUUAAAGGUGGGGAAUCAGUCGUCAAGUAAAGUGAAGCAGGUGAUUUAUGUAGUUUACGCCGUCAUCAGAACAUUCCAUUUACCUGCUUUGAGGUCAUGAUUUAAAGGUCAACACAUUGACAAAUUCAGUCUGUGAUGUUUUAUUUUGUAUUUCAGUGUACCUUGUGUAUUUUCUUUUUUAUAAACGGAACGUUUAACAAAAAACGGUGCUUCUAACCGAAUGUAUUUCUUCAAUCUGUGCUACGAAUAAAGAUGAUUGACUCAUGAA
Molecule: messenger RNA, 3611 nt
Organism: Acanthochromis polyacanthus (spiny chromis)
Lineage: Eukaryota; Metazoa; Chordata; Actinopteri; Pomacentridae
Gene: tmem110l
Product: transmembrane protein 110, like
Exons: 8
Coding region: 246-1160 (304 amino acids)
Cellular component (GO): membrane
Source: RefSeq, a predicted model, not a curated record